Messenger RNA from Selaginella moellendorffii, 4091 nucleotides. RefSeq names its product probable LRR receptor-like serine/threonine-protein kinase At1g74360. Gene Ontology annotation, molecular function: ATP binding; protein kinase activity; protein binding. Lineage: Eukaryota; Viridiplantae; Streptophyta; Lycopodiopsida; Selaginellales; Selaginellaceae. The record is from RefSeq and is a predicted model, not a curated record. The coding region runs from base 198 to 3560 and encodes 1120 amino acids. Gene Ontology annotation, biological process: protein phosphorylation. The transcript has 2 exons.
CAGAAGAGCACAGACAGCCACUCAUCAAAGAUGCGAAGUACCACCCCAAAGAGCUCACGAAGAUCCACUAUCAUCACAAGCUACACUAACAAGAUCAACACCAAAAACAGGAAAAUCGAGAGAAUGGAUCACACAGGAUCAUAACUCAAGUAGCAGCGAAUUCCAAUCGAAAGAAAGCGAGGAGCGUGGCUUACCCCAUGGCGGCUCUCGUCCUCCUCGCCAUCCUUGUCCUAGCGAUGGCUCACGAAGGAAAUUCCAUCUCCCUGGAGGAGGAGAUGGCGAUCUUGCUCCGCUUCAAGCGAUCUCUCCUCCUAGCAAACCCUAGCGCGCUCCAGAGCUGGAAACCCGACGAUCGAAGCCCUUGCGAGUGGCAAGGAGUCAGCUGCGUGGCCAAGCACGUAAUCUCGAUCGAUCUCUCCAACCAGCGCCUCACGGGCCCAAUCCCCGAUGCCAUCGGCCUCCUCGCGGACCUGGAAUCCCUGAUCUUGGCUGCCAACUCCCUCAACGGCAGCAUCCCGGACGCGAUCGGCAACCUCGGCGGGCUAAGAACCCUAAAUAUCUCCAACAAUUCCCUCUCGGGCUCUCUUCCAAGAAUCCUCUCGCCCGGCAUCCAGUUCCUCAACAUCUCCUCCAACAAUCUCACCGGCGCAAUCCCCCCGGAGCUCUUCUCGCAAUGCCAGGCGCUGGAGCGCCUGGAUCUCUCCGGCAACCAGUUCCACGGAUCCAUCCCUAGCUCCCUGGGCGGCUGCGCGGCAUUGGAGGUCUUGAGCCUGGAGAACACCAAUCUCGUCGGCGAGAUCCCUCCAGAGCUCGCCAGCGGCAGCCUCGCAUCCCUCACGGACCUCAACCUCGCCAACAAUCACCUGGUCGGAUCCAUCCCCGGCGGCCUCUUCGUCCCCAGCCUCCGCAACAUCGAUCUCUCCCUCAACAAUCUCACCGGCGAGAUCCCGCGGGAGAUAUUCCGCAGCGCCGAUCUCGAGAACCUCUUCCUCUCGCAGAACCACUUCACGCGCAUCCCCCCGGAAAUAGGGCUGUUGCGCUCACUGCGCUUCCUCGUUCUCGGCAGGAACAACAUCACCGAGCUCCCGGCAUCCAUCGCCAACUGCAGCGAGCUUAGGGUUUUGAUCCUCAACGAGAACCUCCUCGCGGGGGAGAUCCCGGCCGUCAUCGCCAAGCUCGCCAAGCUCCAGUUCCUGGUCCUCCACACCAAUGGCUUCACCGGCGGGAUUCCGGAGUGGAUCGCCACGAGCCAUCGCCAGCUCCUCCACCUGGAUCUCAGCGACAACCGCAUCACCGGGGUCAUCCCCAGCGGAUUCAACGCCACCAGCUUGGCGAAGCUCCAGUUCUUGCUCCUGGCCGGGAAUCGCCUCACGGGAUCCAUCCCGCCGAGCCUGGGCGAGAUCUCGCAGCUCCAGUUCCUGGAUCUCUCCGGGAAUCGCCUCACGGGCUCCAUCCCGCCAUCGCUAGGGAAGCUGGGGCGAUUGCUGUGGCUCAUGCUCGCCAACAACAUGCUCUCCGGGACGAUCCCUCGCGAGCUGGGCAAUUGCUCCAGCCUCCUUUGGCUCAAUGCUGCCAAGAACUCCAUCGGCGGCGAGCUCCCGCCCGAGCUGGAAUCCAUGGGCAAGGCCGCCAAGGCGACCUUCGAUGACAACAUCGCGAAUCUCCCCCAGGUCCCCAAGGAGAUCGGCGAGUGCGCUGUUCUUCGCCGCUGGCUGCCCAGCAACUAUCCCCCAUUCAGCCUCGUCUACAAGGUCCUGGAUCGCGAUCGCUGCCAGCUCUUCUGGAACCUCCUCCUGCGCGGCAAGUUCAUCUACUCGGUGUGCUCCACCAUCCCCACCGAGAAAUCCAUGGGCUACAUCCAGCUCUCGGAGAACCGCCUCUCGGGCAGCAUCCCGGCGAGCUAUGGCGGCAUCGAUCGGCUGAGCCUCCUCUUCCUCUACCAGAACCGAUUGAGCGGCGCCAUCCCGGGAUCGCUCAGCAACCUCAAGCUCACGGGCUUGAAUCUCUCGCACAACGCGCUCGAGGGCGCCAUCCCGGACAGCUUCGGCCAGUUCCAGUGCCUCCAGAGCCUCGAUCUGUCCAGCAACCGGCUGAGCGGCCAGAUCCCCUACUCGCUCACGCGCCUCACCUCGCUCAACAAAUUCAAUGUCUCCUACAACCCCGGCCUCGCGGGGCCGAUCCCCUUCGCCGGGCAGCUCGCCACGUUCGAUCAAGACUCCUUCAUCGGUGAUUCCCAGCUGUGCUACGUCCCAGCGCUCACCGGCACCAGCGAUCCCAGCACCGCCAUCCCCUUCUGCGACGGAUCUCCCAGGAACCCUAGCUCGUCGUCCUCGCGCGGCGUCCCCGCGCCAAUGCACGCCUCCACCAUCCUGGGCAUCAGCCUGGCGUGCGCGCUGGGCGUGAUCGCCAUGGGCCUGGCGGCGAUCUGCUGGAUGACCCGGAGAGGCAGCGGCGGCGGCGGCGGAGGAGAAGGAGGAGGCGGAGGAUCGGCGGCGCUCGAUUCGCAGGGCUUCAAGAUGAUGAAAUCCUCGUCGGCGCGCUUCGAUCACUCGGCCGCCAUGGACGCCGUGUCGCUCUUCACCAUGGAUCUCCCCAAGCAGCUCACGUACAAGGAUCUGGUGGCGGCCACGGGCAACUUCCACGACUCCAACAUCGUGGGGUGUGGCGGCUUUGGCGUGGUGUACAAGGCCCGGCUUUCCGACGGAUCGACGGUGGCGAUCAAGAAGCUCAUCCGGGAAGGGCCAGCCGGCGAGCGGGAAUUCCAGGCCGAAAUGCACACCCUGGGCCACAUCGUCCACGAGAAUCUCGUCCCGCUCAUGGGAUAUUCCUCGUACGGCGCGCAGAAGCUGCUCGUGUACGAGCUCAUGGUCAACGGCAGCGUGGAGGACUGGCUGUACGGCUGCCGCCGCCACGCUGGCGGCGCGGGCGGCCUCGAUUGGCUGGCCCGGCUCGACGUGGCGAUUGGUACGGCACGGGGUCUCAAGUUCUUGCACCACAGCUGCUCCCCGCCAAUCAUCCACCGCGACAUGAAGGCCAGUAAUAUCCUAUUGGAUGCGGGGUUCCGGCCAUGUGUCACGGACUUUGGCCUGGCCAGGGCUCUGGCCGGGCAGGAGGAGACCCACGUCAGCACCAUCGUGGCCGGGACACUGGGGUAUGUCCCGCCAGAGUACUGCCAGACGUGGCGGGCUACUGUCAAGGGCGACGUGUAUAGCUACGGCGUCGUCCUCCUGGAGCUCUUGUCCGGGCGGAGGCCAAUGCUCGACGCUGGGAACUAUAUCAUGGCCGGGGAGGACAGUGGUCGCGAUCUUCAUCACAAUGUGGAGGAGUUUGAGGAUCAGUGUUACAGCAACUUGGUGGAGUGGGCGGUGGAGUGUUACCGGCGGGAUCGGCUGUCGCGGCUGCUUGAUCCGCUCGUGGCCAGGACGGCGGGGUCUCACGAUGGUCUCGCCAAGUUCUUGAGGCUGGCGCUGGAUUGCACGCAAGACGUUCCAGUGAGGAGGCCGUGCAUGAGAGAUGUGUGCCAGAGGCUCGAGGAUAUCAAAGAGGGAGGAAGGGUUUGAUCUCCAUCCAGAUUCCAAAGCCGUUGAUCACUCGCAGAGUUGUACAUGGUUUUCGAAUUCGCGGAGAAAAGAGUAGUUUCUUUUCCCUCUCUUUUUUUCGAAAUAACCGGCAGAGAGGAUUGAUCAACUGGACAGAGAUUAGAGAAUUCAUGCGGGAUAUCACAACAAUCAGUGUGUUGAGUCACAAACGACUCUAUGAGAGUCUGGAUUCGAGAUCUUGGCGAUCUUCGUGGUGUUGGUGGUGGAGCGCGUCCUCCAUUCUCAUAAUCUCGAGCAGGCUGUUGCUCGAGAGAGGGAUCCCGGGAAGCUGGUGGAGCUGCUCCUCGUCAUACGCGAGCUCGUGGCAGAUUUGGAUGUUUUCCUCGUCGGCGGUGGAGGUGGCUGCCUGAUCGCGAUCGAAUUCGUGCGGCUGCGGUGAUGGAGUCGUGGCGGCAGGCGUGGGCUGCUCACGAAAUUGCUCGUCGCAGAUCUUCGCAAUUGCCAACUGAAGAAAAACAAUAAAACAGAGCUUGUGUCGAGAGAAACAUCGUG